Neurospora tetraspora is the source of this 3100-nucleotide messenger RNA. Its product is annotated as AEX-3 domain-containing protein. The transcript is spliced from 3 exons. Gene Ontology annotation, cellular component: cytoplasmic vesicle. Lineage: Eukaryota; Fungi; Ascomycota; Sordariomycetes; Sordariales; Sordariaceae. The coding region runs from base 215 to 2968 and encodes 917 amino acids. The record is from RefSeq and is a predicted model, not a curated record. Gene Ontology annotation, biological process: regulation of Rab protein signal transduction.
GGGACUACCUCGCAAAACCCACCACAUACUCUCCUUUUCAUCACCCAACUUGGCAAGUCCAGCGAUCGGCAGGAGGAAACAAGGCAGUCCCCGCCGGUAGUGGCUGCCCACGUUAUCGAUCCGAUCAACCAACUUCAUCUCUUCGAACCGUCACAUUCUAAACCACACGCCGUCGACCUGAACUCAGUCGUCCUUUGGGACAAUAACCGACGCCAUGCCUUCUUUAAAUACACACGCCUCCUUCCACCGGCCACGGACCAGUGACCGUGAUGCCCGUCCCGGCACCCGCGACCAAGCCGACGUCAAUCCCGCCAUCCCCAGCCGCAGCUCGUCCCUUCACUCUCGCAUCACUCAACCAAUGCCCAACUCACUCAAUGGCAAGCCUCAGCAGCGCACCCCCAAGACCUUGACUCAUGCCUACAUGGUGUGUGGUGUCGGCCGUGAGCCUUCACAAUGGGUCAAGGCUCCUGCUCCGGCCCAGGGCAAGAUCGGCCAUAUGAAGGGUGCUGUUGGCCAAUUCUGGCUUCCAGAGAUCCUGGGAAGCAGUCCGAGGUUGGAACAGGAUAAUGAGAUUGCUCGCGCUCUUCACAACGCCAUGAGGGCUUGCUUCCCCCACGACGUCGAAAUUUGCACUGGCCGAAGUCAACCACACUGCGUUCACCAUGCCUUUGUUCUUCAGCAGGAUUCCUCCCACACCUUGUACGGAAUUUGCUUGCGUGUCUGGUCCCGCGCCGACGAGAAGAGAGCCGAGACGAUUCGAGAGCUCAGGAGGAGGACCGAACCCGACUUUUUCGACAACCCGGAUGAGCAGUACUGGAUCCCUUACUGCUUGUCUUUCCUUUCUCGUUACCCGCUUUACAACCUGCUUGGCGACUACCUUCGCGGCAUGUGGAUUCACUGGAACAAGGCUACUAACCUGUUCCACGCUGAGGAGGUGUCACGCAUUCUCAGCUUCCCUGCUCCUCGCCUGAACGACCUGGUCCGCAUCGACAUGAAGGAUUACGCCCUGUGCUACCAGUUUCCCUCGUCGCCCACUGGCUUCCAGAACUUUGCCAUGUGGCCGCUGUUCAACUGCUUGUCCAUUCCCAACAUUGUUGGUGUCAUCGAGGCCGCUAUUUCGCCGACUCGCCGCAUCAUCUUUGUCAGUCACUACCCGGCCAUGUUGACGAUGGCUGCUGAGACUGUUCGCUUUGCUGUGCGCGUUUAUGAGUGGAGUGGUCUUUAUGUCCCCAUCGUUCAUGCCCGCCAUGCUACUCAGCUUGCUGAAGAGCCUGGUCCGUAUAUCCUGGGUAUUACGGCCGAGUGUAGGUCGCUCUUCACGCCUCCCGCGGAUGCUCUGGUUGUCGAUCUCGACCGCAACUUUGUUCUCACUUCAAGCCCACCCACCGCCCUUUCCCCUAGUCAGCGCAAUAAGUUUGUGACCCGUCUAACUCAAGCUCUCAACGGGGACGUCACGCCUUCUGGCGUUCCUCCCCACCUUCGCUCCGCUUAUGGCGGUGGAAAGCUGAUCCCCGCUGGUCAGAUCAUUGUCAUGCGUGGAGAGGUCGAGUCAAUCCAGGACCCUGACUGGUGGAACCAGGAUGCCGUUAUGUCUGUCAUGGAUCAUGUGUGCGAGAAGAUGGGCCGCAACACCGGCAUCAAGGCCGUCUUUGGUGGUUCCGCUAAGAAACCUCUGAUGACAAAGGUGUCUAUGAGACACCUGAACGAGAUUGUUCGUGAGCGAAACCAGUACUCGCGCGAUGCGAUGGAGGCUUGGCAGGAUUUCAUCAACCUUAAGGGGCGUAUGGAGACGGAGCUCAGCAAGGUCACCAAGAGGAACAACUACCUUAACGAUGAGUUGGAGAGCUGGAAGCAGCAGUUCCUCAAGUUCCAGACCUUUGCCGAGACCCUCACCAAGGAGACCCAGGACCUCAAGGCCAAGAUCGAAAACUCGAAGCGCGAGAACCGGCGUCUGGGCAGCCUUAUCGAGGAGCACAGGAGCGACUACAAUCGCCUACAGAUGCGCCUUCAGGGUACGGAGAAGCAGCGUGAUGAUGCCCUUGAAGCCCUUGUGCUUCAGCAAGAGAUCGCCGAGGAGUUGGAGAGAGAGCGUAAGAGAAAUAGGAAGGAGCUUACUGCCCUGCAACACACCAACAACACCAUUACCCGGCAACGCGAUGAGGCCCGUCGCGUGGUGCUUCACCUUCGCAGCCUGAUUUCCGGCCAACACCAUCACAUGGAGCACAUUGUCAAGACCAUGACCUCCCCACAGGAGUUGGCUGCCGAGAUUGAAGCUGGCUUUGUAGCAGCUGCACAGGAGGCGGAGGAAGCCACUGCUGGCGAGGAGCCCAACAACGAGAGGUUCAUCAAGAACCUCACCCUGGCGAGCAAGCGCAUCUCGUCGCAGACCUUUGUCGACGUGGCGGACCGUCAUCUCAAGGACAAGACCGAUGCUAUCGCGCAUAUCAUCCGUAACAUCGCCGAACAGUGCCAAGCGGCGGUAGACGGACUCCAGCUGGCGCAAGACGCCGAACUCGGCACACACCACGAACCACUCUCGGCGAAAGGGGCCGGGAUGUAUUCAAAAAGCAGGAGAGGGAGUAAUCUCUCAAUCGCCCACAGCGAUGACGGCGCCACCUCGGUCGCGACCACCGAGGCCGGCGACGACUCUUUUCUUCUCAACCCCGAUAGGAGCGGACGGUCCAGCAUCCCGCCCACACCGGAUCUCAUUCCCAACCGCAGCAGCACUAGCAUGUCAAUCGCUAGCACGGCGACGACCCCUGAGCGCACCUCCCAAUACUAUAGCCUGGGGCACCACGACAUCCCCACAAGAAUCCUCGAAGACGACGAGGAUGAGCUCGCCGGCGAACGGAGCGAGAGUGAGAACCCCAUCCCGCAUGAGCCAAGCGUUCGCGUCGGCAAGCACGCCGAGUCCCUGAUCCACCGUCCUUCGGGUGCGAGGAUCAGCGCCCUGGGUAGCUCUCGUUAAGCGUACGAAUUAGAAAGAGUGAAAGGACCGAUCUAUCUAUCUAUCUAUCUAGGCUAGGAACUGGCAGUGCUAUCUAGUUGUUGAUCCGAGAUUCUUUUUUGGAAAUUUUUGGAAACACACACACAAGGGACA